UUACACUAGCUUUUCUGUUUUUUUAAAGUAUUUACAAAACUCUGUAAAAAUAAAGAUAAAGUAAAUUAACAGUCCAACCGUACAUUUAAGUACUAUGCUAAUAAUAUUGUGACUUAGCCGAUCAAUAAACAGCUUCGAGCUCUCCCCCUUUUGAACGUUUCUUUGGAGGCAUUCAGGGAUGUGUUUUAUCACUAAAAUCAUUAACCAACAUCACAGCCUGUUUUUGUUGUUAAUUCAAGAUGAUUACCAACAGCAAUGACAUCAUAGCAUGUGAAAAUUUAAAUAUUAUGCAACAGCUGUGAUAAUCUAUGGAUUUUUUUUUAAAUUAAAUUAAAUCAAGAGAAGAUUCUGGCCACUCUCAUUGCCUCCAACUUUUUAAACCAACACCACUUUGAAACAUCCCGGUCAAAGUCACAUCAAAAGUCUUUUCAUUCAUCUUGUCAUCUUAUUUUAUGUUGAUUUGUCAAAGAAUCGGUUAUUCAUCAUUGAACUAUCAUUCAAGUUCACAUUCAAAAUCUUUUUCUUCAUCUUGUUUCCUUCGCUAGAAGAUCGCACCCUGCGACCAGAACCAUAAACUUUGAGCUGCAUCUUCACAGGAACUUGGUGUGCAUCUUAACCAGCGGAGCCCCCACAGCUAUUUCAUGAAUCCCUCCAAAUGUUGCCUCUCAAGGGUCCUACCCCCUCCCUGCAGAUGUUAGGGGGGGAACCACUGGCCUACAUGGAUGUCCAUCGUUCCAGUAGAAAAGCCACACGGACCAGACCGACCACAACUACACCCACACCAACCACAGCCUGGGUCACACCUGAAGGUCGAAGGAGGAGGAUGAGCGGAUGCCCGACCUGAGUGGAUUGACUGAUGAUGACCUCAAGGCCGCCCUUCUCCGACACGGGGUCGAAGCUGGUCCCAUCGUUGCCUCCACCAGAGGGGUGUAUGAGAACAAGCUCAGGAAACUGCUUCAGUCUGAUGGACAAGGUGUUCUGAACGGAGCAGAGCGAGGUGUGUUGUACUCUGACAGUGAAGAUGAGGAGGAAACGGUGGAACAAGACGUCGAAGAGUCAAGUUCCAAAAAGGGUGACCGGCCACAACAAGGGAGCAGCGAGACUCGUGGCUUUGUUUACCCGCAGUGCUUUUUGCCCCAAUCAAGGCUGUAUGUUCGUGCUUCUAGAAACGGGGAACUAAGUCCCAAGCGGAAUUCAGGGAAUGCGAUGAACUCGCUGGAACGAAGCUCACAAAUUCCGGUAGGAAUUAGCAGAGCAUCCCCUGUAGAUCAACGCUCGGGAUUAGGAUCAGGGUUUGCAUCUGGAUCAGUUAUGCCCAAUGGGGACUCGACAAUUUCCUCUCAGGCCUUCAGCAUCACGCAAAUGGUCGAGGAGGAAAGUUUAUUCUUGCAUAUGGAGAGUUCGAGGUCACACUCUGUGGACUUGGCCACUGAGAGGGAUGUGAAUGGGUGCAAUGUGCAGCAGCAGCAGCAGCAGCAGCAUUGGUCGCGGUUCAACCGGCUGGACAUUCAAACCCCUAAAGGGGGCAACCUGAAGAACCAGUCGAUGUACUACACUCCCAAGGAAUCCACUUAUGAGUCUGAAAUCAAGGAGCCUGUGAAAGACACUUUCAGUCUUCCAAACACUACUGCCACACCCACAGGGAUCUAUGCCACUUGCCGGAGACCCAUCAAAGGCGCCGCGGGGAGACCUGUCCAGAACACUUACCCGGUCACGCCCGCCAGUCCCACGACCCAGGCGAGGCAAGAGGUCGAGCGGCGCCUCGUGCCGGUCCAGAUUCAGAUUUUGUUCUUCCUCGUUGUGGUGUGCCUCAUGUACCUCGUUUAUGUUUGUGUUGAGGACGAUUCAUUUAGUCCAUUUGCAACCUUGCUGGACAGUGCAGGCAGUGACGGGGGCCAGCUCUCUGAGCUGGAGUAACCCGGGGUUCUUUUAGUCGGCACCUUGACUUAAGGUUGCAAGGGUCACAUUUGUUGGUGAUAGGAGCCAUAAUGACCCUACCCUGUGAAAUCUUCAGGAAGCAUACAUCGCAUUACUAUUGACUGUGUCUUUAUGGGAGUAAAACUUCUAGAUGGUGUUCUUAUGGAUGUUAUCAAAGUGCUUUUGUUGUUGGAAAAAAAUGUUAAACACAGAAAUUUAAACUUUAAAAGAUGUUAUCUAAUGUAUAAAUGAUAAUUUUAUAUUUCCUAACUCAAAUUGUGUAUGAUGUUGGGAUGCCUUUUCAAACAUUGCCUCAACUCUACUUGUGUAAUGUUCAUGUGUCAUUUUAAAAAUGUUUUAACCAUGUUUGAAUAAAGAAUUGCUUUAUA
This is a messenger RNA of Pungitius pungitius (ninespine stickleback), 2306 nucleotides long. RefSeq names its product LEM domain containing 1 (gene lemd1). The transcript has 12 exons. The record is from RefSeq and is a predicted model, not a curated record. Gene Ontology annotation, molecular function: DNA binding. Lineage: Eukaryota; Metazoa; Chordata; Actinopteri; Perciformes; Gasterosteidae. Bases 832 to 1917 code for a protein of 361 amino acids.